Nicotiana tabacum (common tobacco) is the source of this 2364-nucleotide messenger RNA. The record is from RefSeq and is a predicted model, not a curated record. NCBI's taxonomy places the organism in Eukaryota, Viridiplantae, Streptophyta, Magnoliopsida, Solanales, Solanaceae.
AUCCAAUAUCUUAGGGGGGUCUCAUUAAGUCCAGGUACAAUACCUACAUCAACCGAUCUUCACAAGAAAAAACGAAAGAAAAUGGCGGACUCUUCUUCCUCUUCUACAACGACGUCGUCUUGGGCAUCUAUGCUCACUGGAAAAUCAGACGCUGAGAUAGAGGAACUCCUUGAUCGAAUGCUCACAAGGCUCGCACUUUGCGAUGACUCAAAACUACAAGACUUGCUCACCAAGCUUCUCCCUCUCUCCAUUGCUUCACUUUCCUCGUCUGCCCCUCUCGUCCGCAACAAAGUACUUGAGAUUCUAAGCCAUGUGAACAAGAGAGUGAAGCACCAGCAUGACAUUGGUUUGCCAUUAUCUGAUCUGUGGCAGUUAUAUAGGGAAUCUAAUGCCUCAUCAAUGGUUAGGAAUUUCUGCAUCAUGUAUGUUGAGAUGGCAGUUGAACGUGCAAGAAAGGAGGAUAAAGAAAAUAUGGCACCUAGCUUUUUAGCUAACAUUUCAAAGCUACCUAUUCAACAUCAAGACAUACUAUUGAGGGUCAUUACCAAGGUGAUUGGAGAGUGCCAUUCUGCUCAAGUAAGUGAUGAAGUAGCUGCAAUGUAUCGAAGAUUUGGUGGUCUGCCAGACCACAAGAUAUUUCUUGAAUUUUGCCUACACAUGGUUUUAUAUCAACCAACUUCUCAAAGCAGCGCUUGCCCUGCUGGACUUUCGAUUACUCAAUGUGAUCGUGUCACUGGGAAACGACAAUUGACAAGUGACUAUUUAAGAAAUGUGAAGUUGGGAAUCUUGAAUGUUGUCCAAGCCAUGGAACUGCCUACAGAACUUGUUUAUCCCCUUUAUGUGUCUGCCUCUGCAGAUUGUCAAGAGUCUAUUGUUAAGAGAGGAGAGGAGCUUCUGAAGAAGAAUGCUUCUGUUGUGAAUUUGGAGGAUGCAAACCUCGUGAGCAAACUGUUUGUGCUAUUUAAUGGUACUGCUGGAACUGACCAGAUUCCACCAGAGUCUAGAGUCAGUCCUGGAAAUCCAUCUUUGAGAGCAAAACUGGUGUCUAUUUUUUGCCGAUCAAUUACAGCAGCAAACAGUUUUCCGUUGACUUUACAGUGUAUUUUUGGCUGCAUAUAUGGAAGUAAUACAACAUCAAGGUUGAAGCAGUUGGGAAUGGAGUUCACUGUAUGGGUCUUCAAGCAUGGAGCAAUGGACCAAUUGAGGCUUAUGGGCCCUGUUAUACUGACUGGGAUUCUGAAAUCUCUUGAUGGCUAUUCAGCAUCAGAGUCAGAUACUAUUGCACGGGAGACCAAAUCAUUUGCCUUCCAAGCAAUUGGCUUGCUUGCUAAGCGGAUGCCUCAACUUUUUAGAGAAAAAGUCGAUGUUGCUAGAAGGCUGUUUGAUGCCCUGCAAUCUGAGGCCCAAUUUCUUCGUCUUACUAUUCAAGAAGCUACAAAUUCCCUUGCUUUUGCUUACAAGGAUGCACCACAACAUGUAUUAAAUGAUCUGGAGUCGCUUCUUCUGAGAAGUUCUCAAGUGGAGGAAAGCGAAGUGCGCUUUUGUGCUAUCAGAUGGGCGACCUUGUUGUUUGACAUGCAGCAUUGCCCAAGCCGAUUUAUUUGUAUGCUUGGAGCUGCUGAUCCUAAGCUGGAUAUAAGGGAAAUUGCAUUAGAAGGUUUGUUUCCUGAUGAAGAUCAAAGGAAAGCAGUAAGCAAAAGCCUCGACUUGAAGUACCCAAAACUUUCUGACAUGCUAGACUAUAUUAUCCAACAGCAGCCAGCUGUGUUGGAUUCUGCUAGUGUGGGAGGUCCAAAGCUUCAUUUUCCAUCUAAAGCUUAUGUGGCUAUGAUCAAGUUUUUGUUAAGGUGCUUUGACGCAGAUAUGAAGCAAAAUAAUUUGGUAGAAGGUGCCGAUUUUUCAGUUGCAGUUGAGAGAUUAUGUUUGCUUCUAGAACAUGCAAUGGCUCAUGAAGGUUCUGUUGACCUGCAUGCUAAUGCCUCCAAAGCUCUUAUAUCUAUUGGAUCUCAUAUUCCCCAGGUGAUGGCUUCACGAUAUGUUGAUAAAAUCACAUGGAUGAGGCAAUUUCUGGGACAUAUUGACUUUGAUACACGCGAAUCUAUAUCUCGUUUAAUUGGAAUUGCUUCCUGCUCACUUUCUCUUCACAGUUUGUCUGAUCUUAUAACUGAGUUGAUCUCCACAAUUGGUGCAGCACCUAAGUUAAGGUUUGAGAUGCAGCACGGCGUGCUAUGUACUUUAGGAUAUGUUACUGCAAAUUGCAUGUCAAGAGCUGUUUCUGUAAGUUUUUUGUCCUUCGGCAUUUCUCCAAAGUGCAUCCAGGUGCUUUUGUUAAAUUUCCCUGUCAUUUGAUGUAAAAUGCGUGGU